AUGCCUGACAGCGAGGAAAUUACGGAAUGUUCAUCACCUCAACUUUAUAUGGAGAGUGACACGGACAAGCAGAUUUUAGAAUGGGCCGGAAAACUAGAAUUGGAGUCGAUAGAAUUACGUGAGAGAUCAACUUUGCUGAUUGCGGCAAUGGAAAAGAAUUCGCGGGAGCUCAGGGGCUCUUUUUCGAAGCUCUCUGAGAUUUCGGAGCAACUGAAAGAACUUAAAGACUUGAACGUACAGGCCGAAAAGACUACAGAGCAGCAAACCGCUAGUUUGGACAGAGUUUCGGGGCUUGAAACCGCGGUCAACGCCCUUCGUGAAGAGCUUUUGGACGUAGUUUCGCGGACCGCCGAGGCCGAGUCACGUGCUCGAGAAAAGGCCAACAACCAGCAACAACACUUGUGGGAGUCGCUCAAGGCUGUGUGUGAGACUUCAGAGCUGAUAGCGCGCAAUUUCGAGCGAAGCUGCGCUGCGCAGGAGUCCCUGGAGCGUAUGAUGCGAGUCGAAAAUCGCGAAUCGCUGCUCAAGGGCCUGAGCGAGUCCCUGACAAAGUCCGUUUCGGAAUCCGUAUCGCAGUCCGUGACACAGAGUAUCUCCAAAGCGGUCUCGAAAGAGCUACAAGGCGCCGUAGAGUUCGCGGUCUCGCAGGCGCUGGCGCGUGCCCCGCAAACCCUACUCCCGCCGGUCGUGUACGACGACCGGACAGCGCUUCGAGGUCACGUGCCAUCUACCCAAUUCCACCCAACGUACCACCAUUAUUCACAUCCCUACCAGGCUACGCCCCCGAGCACUUUAAUGCAACCGACGCCACAGAUCGCGGUCGCACCCGCUGCGCCUCCUGCAAAGCGCGCAGCUACUACUCGCUAUAUCAUCCCAUGGGACGAAAUGGCCGGUGCUGACCUCUCAAGUGAAUUGUAA
Messenger RNA from Lachancea mirantina, 918 nucleotides. NCBI's taxonomy places the organism in Eukaryota, Fungi, Ascomycota, Saccharomycetes, Saccharomycetales, Saccharomycetaceae. The record is from the annotation of a GenBank genome assembly.